Messenger RNA from Exophiala bonariae, 546 nucleotides. RefSeq lists its product as uncharacterized. NCBI's taxonomy places the organism in Eukaryota, Fungi, Ascomycota, Eurotiomycetes, Chaetothyriales, Herpotrichiellaceae. The record is from RefSeq and is a predicted model, not a curated record. The coding region runs from base 1 to 546 and encodes 181 amino acids. The transcript has a single exon.
AUGAGUACACUGCUUGCCGUACGUUCGCGUCUGGCCGGAAUUUCGGCAUCACCACUUCUGGUUUCACGAGGUUUCUGCACGACUCCAAAGCUCAACAGUACAAUACCAUUUCGAAUUUCGGGACAGGGCGUUGGCGUCGCGCAGACGAUCGAGGUCAAAGACAGCCCUCACAAGAUCUCGGUGGAUGCGUAUCCAUCGUUUGGUGGGCAGGACGCCGCACCCUCCCCAUUGGCAUACAACCUUUCGAGUCUAUCAUCUUGCACCCAGGUGACAGGCUCUCUGGUGGCAAAGGACCAUGGUGUCAAGCUUGGGCGGUGGAAAGUCAGUGUCAAUGGCGAGUUGGACCCUGCUGUGCUCACGAAAGGAGUGCAAGGCAAUGGAAAUUGGAGCUCGAUUGAGUUGAUCGUCAAUGUUCAAACGGAUGCGAAGGAUGAUGCUGCAUUUCAGAAGUUCACGACCGAGACGGAACGGAGGUGUCCUGUUACUCAAUUGUUCAAGAACAGUGGAGUCAAGUGGUCAAGCCAAUGGGUCAACGAGGCUUCCUGA